AAAUCUAUUAUUCACAUGUUCCGUGUCACAUGACACACUUUGUUGUUCCGCUAGCUUGAUCAGCUGACAAAUGUUAGUCUUGUGACUUACCUAAUAAAAGCGUGUAAACAUUAUCAGAGCGAUACCAUUGAAUAGAAGAUAUACCAAUAGAUAAUGAAGUUACUAGCAGUUCUGUGUGUGCUGUUUGUGUCAGCAUGGGCUGUUCCAUUGACUGAGGAGAAUUUUCUCUAUAAUGACAUAGUAGAUGCUGUCAACAUGCAACAGACAUCAUGGAAGGCUGGUGAAAACUUCGAAUUCAUUCCAAAACAAGACAGACUUGCUUACGUAAAGAAACUUUGUGGUGUAUUGCCAACUCCAGAACACAUGAAACUUCCAGUCAAAAACAUUGUAGCUGCACAGGACCUUCCAGAUACCUUUGAUUCCAGAACACAAUGGCCAAACUGUCCAACAAUCAAAGAAGUCAGAGACCAAGGAGACUGUGGAUCUUGCUGGGCCUUUGGUGCAGUAGAAGCUAUGUCUGAUAGAAUCUGUAUCAAGUCUGCAGGAAAAGUAAAUGCUCAUUUAUCAGCCGAAGAUAUGAAUGAUUGUUGUAGGACCUGUGGAAAUGGAUGUAAUGGAGGUUUUCCUGAGGCAGCUUGGCAGUACUGGGAAAAAGACGGUCUUGUAACUGGAGGCCAAUACAACACUAAACAGGGAUGUCAGCCAUACACCAUCAAGGCUUGUGAUCAUCAUGUUGUUGGCAAACUAGAGCCAUGUGCAAAGAAAGAUUCUAAGACCCCUAAGUGUACACAUAAAUGUGAAGCGGGUUAUAAUGUAUCUUAUACUCAAGAUAAACAUUUUGGUAUGUCUGCUUAUGCUGUACGAAGAGAGGAAACACAAAUUAUGACAGAAAUUAUGACUAAUGGUCCAGUAGAGGGUGCUUUCACAGUAUAUGCUGAUUUCCCAACUUACAAAUCAGGUGUAUACAAGCAUACAACAGGAAGUGCUUUAGGAGGCCAUGCUAUUAAACUUAUUGGAUGGGGAACAGAAAAUGGAGAUAAAUACUGGCUGGUUGCCAACUCAUGGAACCCAGACUGGGGAAAUGCAGGUUUCUUCAAGAUUCUGAGAGGUAAUGAUGAAUGUGGAAUUGAAUCCGGUAUUGUAGGAGGUGAACCAAAAUUGAGCUAAAAAUAAAAACAAUUUAAUUAGACUUUUAUAAUUUGUUUUUGGUAAAAAUGACUUACAUUUAUAUGAAAAUGAUAUAUUUUUGUAAUUAAAAUUAAUGUUUUGAA
Molecule: messenger RNA, 1271 nt
Organism: Mytilus californianus (California mussel)
Lineage: Eukaryota; Metazoa; Mollusca; Bivalvia; Mytilida; Mytilidae
Product: cathepsin B-like
Exons: 9
Coding region: 154-1167 (337 amino acids)
Biological process (GO): regulation of catalytic activity
Cellular component (GO): lysosome
Molecular function (GO): cysteine-type endopeptidase activity
Source: RefSeq, a predicted model, not a curated record